Miscanthus lutarioriparius is the source of this 2937-nucleotide messenger RNA. NCBI's taxonomy places the organism in Eukaryota, Viridiplantae, Streptophyta, Magnoliopsida, Poales, Poaceae. The record is from the annotation of a GenBank genome assembly.
AUGAGAGGACAAAUCCUUGCCUGCCUCCCUCUGAACCUGAUCACACUCCUCUCGCUCUUCCUCAGCUGCACCUGCCAAAUCGACUCCCAAACACAAGCCCUCCUCCAGUUCAAGGCCGGGCUGAACGACCCUCUGAACCACCUCGUGUCAUGGACGAACGCCACCUCCAAGUGCCGCUUCUUCGGCGUCCGGUGUGACGACGACGACGACACCGGCUCCGGCACGGUCACCGAGAUCUCGCUGUCGAGCAUGAACCUCUCCGGCGGGAUCUCGCCCUCCAUCGGGGUGCUGCAUGGCCUGGCGCGGCUGCAGCUCGACUCCAACUCGCUGUCGGGGCCCGUGUCGCCUGAGCUGGCCAAAUGCACGCAGCUCCGGUUCCUGAACCUGUCCUACAACAGCCUCGCCGGGGAGCUGCCAGACCUGUCCACGCUGACGGCGCUCCAGGCCCUCGACGUCGAGAACAAUGCCUUCACCGGGCGCUUCCCGGCGUGGGUCGGCAACCUGUCCGGCCUCACCACGCUCGGCGUCGGCAUGAACAGCUACGACCCUGGGGACACGCCGCCGAGCAUCGGCAACCUCAGGAACCUGACGUACCUGUUCCUGGCCGGCAGCAGCUUGACGGGGGUGAUACCGGACUCCAUCUUCGGGCUCACCGCGUUGGAGACGCUGGACAUGUCCAUGAACAAUCUCGCCGGCGUGAUCCCGCCGGCCAUCGGAAACCUCCGGAACCUGUGGAAGAUCGAGCUGUACAAGAACAACCUCGCUGGCGAGCUCCCGCCGGAGCUCGGGGAACUGACCAAGCUGCGGGAGAUCGACGUGUCCGAGAACCAGAUCAGCGGUGGGAUCCCGCCGGCUUUCGCGGCGCUCACGGGGUUCACGGUGAUCCAGCUCUACCACAACAACCUGUCCGGGCCGAUCCCGGACGAGUGGGGCGACCUGCGGUACCUCACGAGCUUCUCCAUCUACGAGAACCGGUUCUCCGGCGAGUUCCCGGCCAACUUCGGCCGAUUCUCACCGCUCAACAGCGUCGACAUCUCCGAGAACGCCUUCGUCGGGCCUUUCCCGAGGUACCUGUGCCGCGGCAACAACCUCCAGUUCCUUCUCGCUCUCCAGAACGGCUUCUCCGGUGAGUUCCCGGAGGAGUACGCGGCGUGCAGGAGCCUGCAACGCUUCCGGAUCAACAAGAACCGGUUCACUGGCGACCUCCCGGAAGGCCUCUGGGGGCUCCCGGCGGUGACGAUCAUCGACGUGUCCGACAACGGAUUCACCGGAGCCAUGUCGCCGCUGAUCGGGCAGUCGCAGAGCCUCAACCAGCUGUGGCUGCAGAACAACAAGAUCGGCGGGGCAAUACCGCCAGAAAUCGGCCGGCUCGCCCAGGUGCAGAGGCUCUACCUGUCCAACAACACCUUCUCGGGCUCCAUACCGGCGGAGAUCGGCAGCCUGUCGCAGCUGACGGCGCUGCACCUGGAGGGCAACAAGUUCAGCGGCGCCUUGCCGGACGACAUCGGCGGCUGCAUCAGGCUCGUCGAGAUCGACGUCUCCCAGAACGCGCUGUCCGGGCCGAUUCCGGCCUCGCUGUCGCUGCUGUCGUCGCUCAACUCGCUCAACCUCUCCAACAACGAGCUGAGCGGGCCGAUCCCGACGAGCCUCCAGGCGCUCAAGCUCAGCUCCAUCGACUUUUCCUCGAACCAGCUCACCGGGAACGUUCCGCCGGGGCUUCUGGUGCUCGCCGGCGGCAGCCAGGCGUUUGCCCGAAACCCCGGCCUCUGCGUUGACGGCAGGUCCGACCUCGGCGUCUGCAACGUGGACGGCGGCCACAAGGACGGCCUCGCCACGAAAUUGCAGCUUGUGCUGGUGCUGGUCCUUGUCUCGGCGACGCUGCUGCUCGUGGCCGGCAUCCUGUUUGUGAGCUACCGGAGCUUCAAGCUCGAGGAGCUCAAGAAGAGGGACCUGGAGCACGGCGACGGGUGCGGGCAGUGGAAGCUGGAGUCGUUCCACCCGCUGGAGCUGGACGCCGACGAGAUCUGCGCCGUCGGGGAGGAGAACCUGAUCGGGUCGGGCGGCGCGGGGCGCGUGUACCGGCUGGAGCUCAAGGGCCGCGGCGGCGGCGGCGGCGUGGUGGCCGUGAAGCGGCUGUGGAAGGGCAACGCGGCGCGGGUGAUGGCUGCCGAGAUGGCCAUCCUCGGCAAGGUCCGGCACCGGAACAUCCUCAAGCUGCACGCGUGCCUGUCGCGCGGCGAGCUCAACUUCAUCGUCUACGAGUACAUGCCGCGAGGCAACCUGCACCAGGCGCUCCGGCGGGAGGCCAAGGGCAGCGGGCGCCCGGAGCUGGACUGGCCGCGCCGGUGCAAGAUCGCGCUCGGCGCGGCCAAGGGGAUCAUGUACCUCCACCACGACUGCACGCCGGCCGUCAUCCACCGCGACAUCAAGUCCACCAACAUCCUGCUCGACGAGGACUACGAGGCCAAGAUCGCCGACUUCGGCAUUGCCAAGGUCGCCCAGGAUUCCUCCGACUCCGAGUUCAGCUGCUUCGCCGGAACCCAUGGCUACCUCGCGCCCGAGCUGGCCUACUCGCUCAAAGUGACGGAGAAGACGGACGUGUACAGCUUCGGCGUGGUGCUGCUGGAGCUGGUCACCGGCCGGAGCCCGAUCGACCCGCGCUUCGGCGAGGGCAGGGACAUCGUCUCCUGGCUGUCCAGCAAGCUUGCAUCGGAGAGCCUCGACGACGUCCUGGACCCGCGGGUGGCCGUGCUGGCCAGGGAGAGGGACGACAUGCUCAAGGUGCUCAAGAUCGCCGUGCUCUGCACCGCCAAGCUGCCGGCGGGCCGGCCGACCAUGAGGGACGUGGUGAAGAUGCUCACCGACGCCGGCGCGGCCCCCUGCAGCCCGCGCGGCCAGCCGCCGUCAAGGGUCUGCAGCAACAAGAGCUGCUGCUGA